Trichechus manatus latirostris (Florida manatee) is the source of this 2277-nucleotide messenger RNA. RefSeq names its product cell division cycle 26 (gene CDC26). Lineage: Eukaryota; Metazoa; Chordata; Mammalia; Sirenia; Trichechidae. Gene Ontology annotation, biological process: regulation of mitotic cell cycle; anaphase-promoting complex-dependent catabolic process; protein K11-linked ubiquitination. The coding region runs from base 276 to 563 and encodes 95 amino acids. The transcript is spliced from 4 exons. Gene Ontology annotation, cellular component: anaphase-promoting complex. The record is from RefSeq and is a predicted model, not a curated record.
GUCGGGAGGCGUAACUCGUGCAGUCUCCGAGUAAAACACGCGGGAGACAAGAGUCCAUAGGGAGAGAGGCUCAAAGAAGUCUGGGAAGUGUAGUCCACUCGUUUUAGCGGUAGAUUGGUAAUGGGUGCCGAGGUUCCGGGAAGGGGCUGAACUGAAAAGGCUUGAAAGGAGACUGUGUCUUUUAACUGUGUAGCCGGAGCACAAGAAGUGUUUGUUGAAUAAAUGACUUAUCCAUUCAGACCCUGAGGAUAACCCUGUGAACUGCUAAUAGUUAAAUGGUUCUGGCCCUUGGUGUUGAUUUCAUUAUGCUGCGACGAAAACCAACUCGCCUGGAGCUGAAGCUUGAUGACAUCGAGGAGUUUGAGAGCAUUCGAAAGGACCUGGAGACCCGUAAGAAACAAAAGGAAGAUGUGGAAGUUGUGGGAGGAAGUGAUGGAGAAGGAGCCAUUGGGCUCAGCAGUGACCCCAAGAGCCGAGAACAAAUGAUUAAUGAUCGAAUUGGUUAUAAACCCCAACCCAAGCCCAACAAUCGUUCGUCUCAAUUUGGAAGUUUUGAAUUUUAGAGGUAGACAUGAAUUUUGCAUGCCAGAACCCUGGAACAGACUAAAAUGAUGGCAGAAGUAUAAACAAACUAAAAAACCAAACCCGUUGAACAAGAUUUAGAGAAUUGAGUACGUGAUCAAGCAAAAUGUUUACCUCUUGCAGUGAGGAAUACUUCUGCGUGAGUUUACAUAACUUUUACUUUAAGCCAGAAUCCAAACUCUAGUUUGUCUCUGGAAAAUUUGACUCUUUAAAUUAUAAUUUGUCUGAUUUUUGUUUUUUAAAAUAAAUAUAUUUUUGGAAAAAUGGAUAUCCUUAAUGAAGUAGAAUGGUAUUGUUAACUCCCAGAUUUUAAAAGGUAAUUGCUAUGAGAGGUAAUAAUCAUUCCUUCCCAUCUUUAUUAGAGUUCAUCCAUGUCACUCAUUUAACUCAUUUAUUCAACAAAUAUUUACCGAACACCUAUGACGUGCCAGGCACUGUUCCAGGCCCUUGGUAAACAUCAGUGAACAAAACUGACAAAGAUCCCUGCCCUUGUGGAGAUUAGAUUCUAGUAAUUUUAUGUAAACUUGAUGAAGUUGUGAGUUUCCAGAACCUCUGUUUACAGAAUGGCUUUGUGACUAGUUUGGGUAUAACUUUAGGAGGACAGGCAAUGGAGGGAAAUAAUAGGAGUGCUCCUGACAGUAUCACCAUCAUUCCAGUUCUCCUUCCUUUCGCAACUUGCCUAAGAAUUUUUCCCACCAGAAACCAGUCUGAGAAGCAACAGCUCAGGGGAUAAUUUUGAAUUAUGGCCCAUUAUUUUUACUUCUUAAUUCAACUACAGGGAACCACCAGCUGUGGUAGCAAUUUUUGAAACCGUCAGUUCUAAGGAGACCUUAGCUGGAUUUUACCCAGCCUUUCCAGAGUAGCUUAAAUCUAAGUGAUAGGAAUGUGGGAGAGGCAGGGCAGAAGGGGAUAGUUUCCUUCUAGUUCCAGCCAUUAUACAAAACCUUUAUUCUUUCAGUUUUACCCAGGACCUUAAAUUCUGUUAUCUCAAAGUCUUAACAACACAUUAAGUCAGGCUUCAGAUAGGGAAAUCAAGUUAUAUUUUGAAGCCUGCAAAGGCCAAUAUGGAAGAGCAUAAAAACAAAGAAGGGAAGAACAAGGGUGUGCCUCAGCCCUUGUCACUGGCUUCCCAGCAGAGUGGGUGUUUAACAGGUACAGAAGCUUAUACAGAACCAUGUGCCUCCUUGAUUUCUCCCCCUUACAUACUAGCAGCCAACACUCAGGGCUUAGUUUGUAAGGCAGUGUACUGAGUGCUUUAUGCAGAUUACCUCAUUUAAUUUUUAACUCCUAUGAGGAAGCUCCUUUAGCCUAGUUUUCCAGAAGGUGAAACUGAUGCUUAGCUAUUAAGUGGUCAAGCUGAGAUUUGACCUAGGCAGUGUGAUUUCUGAACCACUGCCUCUAAACAUCCUUGCUACACUGCUUUCCUACUUUUUCACAGCUGGGUCUAAGAAAGUGGGGAUGUUAGGGUAAGAGGUUGCUUUUUCAGUUCUCAGGAAAUUUUCUUUGUAAAAAUGAGGCAAUUACUAGACCAGCAGAUAAGAAUGCACCUGUCUUUUUGGGCACUACUGAAAUCAUGUGCAUCAACUCUGUAUUCCUACUGCUCAUUUCUAGGAAGAUGGUCAGGUGCUUGUGAAGAGAUACCAAUCUUAUCCAGAAAACUGUAUGUCAUGGAUUGAAUUAUGUCCCCCAAAAAAU